This is a messenger RNA of Solanum stenotomum, 2697 nucleotides long. RefSeq lists its product as uncharacterized. The record is from RefSeq and is a predicted model, not a curated record. The transcript is spliced from 2 exons. The coding region runs from base 1 to 2697 and encodes 898 amino acids. NCBI's taxonomy places the organism in Eukaryota, Viridiplantae, Streptophyta, Magnoliopsida, Solanales, Solanaceae.
AUGACUGGUACUUCUGAAGAAACAGGAAUAGUGGAUGUGACCAUUAGAAAUGCUGAACUCGCUGAUCAGAGUGAAUUGAUCUCUCAGUUAAUGCAACGAAUUACAGACAUGCAGGAAGAGCUUCAACAGACCAAAGAUCUGGCCAAACUGGCCAUUGCAUCGAAUGAACCCCCCCUUGAAACUAGAAGACCGCCUCCUUCUUUUCCAUCACUGAGUUCCCCAUUACCCAACUAUUUCCCUACCCAUACCACAGGACCAAUCACUUCCAUCCCUAAUCCUCAUACCAUCGACUUAACUGUAUCCAACACUCCUUAUGCUAGCACUUCCUACCAAACACCACCACCAUUACCAAAUCCGAACCAAACACCUAACACUAAUCACUCCCAAAACUUCAUGCCAACCUAUCAAAUCCCAGUCCCAGUCCCAGUCCCCAAUAAUCCAAAUGUUUUGCCUAGCCUGCCUACACACCCUUCCGUAACAUUCCAAACUCCACCAGUCUAUACAAUCUCUGAGCCAUGUCCUAACUUUCCAGUUCAACCGGAGCUUGAUCACUAUGAAGAAAUGGAGAAGGAGUGGAGGUUGAGAGAAGAAAAACGUGAACAAGAAAUGAAUAUUAUGAAGGAUGCCAUCUCCGAGGCAGUAAAAAGUGUCCAAUCUUCGAGGAAGAUAACAGGACUUGAGUAUGAGGACCUUUGCAUGCACCCUGACUUGGAAAUACCCGAAGGUUACAAAAUUCCAAAAUUUGAAACCUUCAAUGGUAUUGGGAACCCUAUGGCUCACCUACGAGCUUAUUGUGAUAAACUCGUGGGUAUCGGGAAAAAUGAUGCAUUGAUUAUGAGGUUGUUUAGUCGAAGCCUCAGCGGGGAGGCGUUAGAAUGGUUCACAUCUCAAGAACUCCGUCAGUGGUCUACAUGGGGGGCUCUGGCCAAAGAUUUCUUGGAGAGAUUCCAGUUUAAUGUCGAAGCUGUCCCUGACAGAUAUUAUUUGGAAAAAAUCAAGCAAAAGUCCACGGAGGACUAUCGUGAAUAUGCGUGCCGCUGGAGGAAAGAAGCUGCAAAGGUACAACCUGUGAUGACUGAAAAUGAAAUAACCUCUGCUUUUAUUCGAGCUCAGGAGCCCGAGUAUUAUGAAAGGAUGUUGCCUAUGAUGGGACAAAAGUUUUCGGAGUUGAUCAGGAUGGGAGAAGCAAUAGAAGAUGGCCUCAAGUCUGGAAAGGUUACAAGUCUCACUGCCUUGCAGGCCGCCAACAAAUCCUCACCAGCCAUGGCCACAGGAUUCGCUAGGAAAAAGAAAGAGGACGUGUCUGCUGUAUCUUUUAGCCCGAGGCCAAGGUCGCAAAGGUAUUUUGGGUCUGGUUCUGCCAUUGGAAACUCCAACCGAUUCCCCACCCCAAAUAUUUACCCACUAUCUCCACAAGCUUCAAUCCAAAUCUAUUAUGCACAACAGAACUACCAAGCACCACCGCCCAUCUACCAAAAUCAACCACUAACCUACCAAAAUACACUACCAAAUCACCAAGCCAAUGCACCAGUCUACCAACAUACCGGACAAAACAACCCAAAUGCCAACAAUCUACCCCGUCCUAACCUCGAAAGAAAGCCUCCCAGAGUUUUCACUCCUUUGGCAGAAACACGUACCCAACUCUUUGAGCGUCUAAGAGCGGCAGGAUUGAUCCAACCAGUAGACGCAAGGGCAAUUAAUCCCAUAACAAAGUUCUUCCGAGCAGAUCAACGUUGUGCGUACCAUUCUGGAGGGGCAGGGCAUGAUACAGAAGGAUGUAUCAAUCUGAAAUAUAAGAUUCAAGACUUGAUCGAUAACAGGGUCAUCACUCUCCAAGCCCCUGCCCCCAAUGUGAACCUUAACCCAUUGCCGAAUCAUGGAGGAGCUACCAUCAAUAUGAUUGAAAGAGACGAAGAUUGGCUUACUAAUGGGACUAUCGGUGAAGCAGUUGUCAACUCACUUAUACCAACAGUGGCCUCAUUGACCAUAAAGGCCCGUCCAGAGUUUGUUGUAAUAACUGCGCCUCAUCAGGCAUUUGCUUUGGUGAAGGAAAGAAGCAAUGAACAGCCCAAAGAAAAGUUUGUCGUGCAGGCGGCUACCGCACAAGGGAUGACACGUUCUGGAAGAUGCUACAUUCCAGAAGAACUAACUCAGGAGACACGAAGAAAGGAUAACCAAAAAAGACCGAUCACAGAGAGUGAGGCUGAAGAGUUUUGGCGAAGAAUGCAGCCUAAGGAGUAUUCCAUUGUCAAGCAUUUGGAGAAGACUCCCGCUCAAAUUUCUGUUUGGGCUCUAUUAAUGAGUUCUGAGUACCAUCGAAAAGCACUGUUGAAGGUACUUGAUGAAGCAUAUGUGCCGACAGGAACAAGUGGUGAGAAUCUGGCCACCAUGGUAAGUCAUGUCAUUGGGAGUCAUCAAAUCUCUUUCCGAGAAGAAGAGUUGCCACUCGAAGGGGUUAUGCACAACCGUGCCUUAUAUAUCACCGUCAAAUGCAGGGACAAGUUUAUAGCGCGAGUAUUGAUUGAUAAUGGCUCAGGACUUAAUAUCUGCCCAUUAUCAACCCUUACUCAGCUAAAUUAUGAUGUUGGAAAAAUCCGUCAAAGCCGCAUGAAUAGAAAUCAAUUGGUUUUUGCUGGUUCUGCUCUACUGGGUCUUGAUUUUCAUGUCCAUGGAUUUACGGCCAGUUAUGGUUAUUGA